AUGGCGGAUCCAACGAAGCAGGAAUACGUCCUCUGGCCGUACACACCAUCCAUCGCCGGCGGUGCCAUUGCCUGCGCCGUAUUUGCUCUCCUCACCUGCGCUCACAUCUUCCGACUUGUCAAGAACAGCACAUGGUUUUGCACACCGUUCAUGAUCGGUGGUCUAUUCGAGACUAUUGGUUACGGCGCACGGGCAGCAGCACACAACGACACUGUUACCAAAACGCCCUACAUAAUCCAAUCCGUCCUCGUCCUCAUCGCUCCUAUCCUGUUCGCUGCCUCCAUCUACAUGGUCCUUGGGCGUUUGAUCCUGCGCACCGGUUCUGCAUCCUACUCAAUCGUGCGCGCCAACUGGGUCACCAAAAUCUUCGUCACCGGCGAUAUUCUGUGCUUCUUCAUCCAGAGCGGCGGUGCUGGCAUGUUGGUGCAGGCUUCGGACCAGGACGGUGUCAAGCGCGGUGAAAACAUCAUCCUCGGUGGCCUCAUCCUGCAAAUCCUGAUCUUCAUGUUCUUUGUCAUUGUUGCCGGAAGGUGGCAUCGCAGGCUGGAAUCCAGGCCUACGGCUGCCUCUGCCGAUAUUCCGUGGCAAAAGAUGGUGUGCUUUCUCUACGCUACGAGUAUUUUCAUCACCAUCCGUAACAUGUGUCGUGUGAUCGAGUAUGCUAUGGGCAAGAUAUGGUUUCCCAACCUUUGUUCGACCACACCAGGGCUAACUAUAAUGCAGGAGGGCUACCUUCUCCAACACGAGUGGCCGCUUUACAUCUACGACUGUCUCAUGAUGAUUGCCACUCUCGCCGUCUGCAUUACCUGGUAUGACCCGAACAUCAAGCCUGGACGCAAGACCGAUAUCGAAUUUGGCAUGCGAGGAUAG
This is a messenger RNA of Ascochyta rabiei, 870 nucleotides long. RefSeq lists its product as uncharacterized. Bases 1 to 870 code for a protein of 289 amino acids. NCBI's taxonomy places the organism in Eukaryota, Fungi, Ascomycota, Dothideomycetes, Pleosporales, Didymellaceae. The transcript is spliced from 2 exons. The record is from RefSeq and is a predicted model, not a curated record. Gene Ontology annotation, cellular component: membrane.